Molecule: messenger RNA, 1963 nt
Organism: Camellia sinensis
Lineage: Eukaryota; Viridiplantae; Streptophyta; Magnoliopsida; Ericales; Theaceae
Source: RefSeq, a predicted model, not a curated record
ACCCCCCCAACAUAGUCUACGGCCUCUUCCUCUGUCGUGGCGAUGUUUCCACCGCGGUCUGUCAAGAUUGUGUAACCACUUCUACCAAAGAAGUAGUACAAAGGUGUCCCAAUUCGAAAGUUGUCACGAUUUGGUACGAUGAGUGCAUGUUGCGAUACUCGAACCAGACCAUCUUCUCUAUUGCCGAUGAGGCAAGUUGGGUAACUCUGAGAAAUUCGCAGAACGUAACGAACAUAACCAGUUUCAGAGAAGUCUUGGGAGGUGUAAUGGAUGAUAUAGCCACACGGGCUUCGAAUGGUGGGUUUGGUAAGAAGUUCGCAACGAGUCAAACUAAUUAUUCAUCUCUUCAAACGCUGUAUGGGUUAGCACAGUGCACACCGGACUUGAAUGGUAUGGAUUGCAAUAAAUGUCUUCGAGAUGGUAUCUCGAAUUUUCCGAGUUGCUGUGAUGGAAAUCAGGGAGCGAGGGUUCUGUUUCCGAGUUGUAAUGUUAGGUAUGAGUUCUACCCUUUCUACAACGUCACCGCCACUGCACCGCCAUCGCCACCACCUCCACCUCCUCCUCCUCCUGCUGCAAGCAGUCCAGGAAAGGGAGGAAUGUCAACUCAAGUACUCGUCGCCAUCGUUGUUUCAAUUGGGGGCUCUGUUGUACUUGUCAUUUUAGGAUCCUGUCUCGUAUGUAGGAAAAGGAAGAAGAAAUAUGAUGUUGUUGAAUCAGAUAUGAUUGGGAAUGAAAUCUCAGCAGUACAGUCCUUGCAAUUUGAUUUGGCUACAAUUCAAGUUGCCACGAACAACUUCUCUGAUGAUAACAAAAUCGGUGAAGGUGGAUUUGGAUCCGUCUACAAGGGUAUACUUUCCAAUGGACAAGAAAUCGCUGUGAAGAGGCUAUCUCAAAACUCAGGACAAGGUGCAGAAGAGUUCAAGAAUGAGGUUGUGUUGGUAGCCAAGCUUCAACAUAGAAAUCUAGUGAGGUUACUCGGAUUUUGCUUGGAAGGAGAAGAGAAGAUACUCAUUUAUGAAUUUGUGCCCAACAAAAGCCUGGAUUACUUUCUAUUUGAUCCACAAGAACAAGAAAAGUUGGAUUGGUCAAAACGUUACAAGAUUAUAGGAGGAAUAGCUCGAGGGAUGCUUUAUCUUCAUGAAGAUUCUCGACUUAGAAUUAUACACCGUGAUCUCAAAGUUAGCAAUGUUCUAUUAGAUGGGGAUAUGAAUGCAAAAAUUUCAGAUUUUGGCAUGGCUAGGAUCUUUGGUGUGGAUCAAACUCAAGGAAAUACAAACCGAGUUGUUGGAACAUAUGGUUAUAUGUCUCCAGAGUAUGCGAUGCAUGGACUAUUUUCGGUAAAGUCUGAUGUGUUUAGUUUUGGUGUCUUAGUUUUGGAGAUUAUAAGUGGCAAGAAAAAUAAUACAUUUUACCAAUCAGAAUAUGCGGAGGACCUUCUAAGCUAUGCUUGGAAACUCUGGAGGGAGGAAAGACCGUUGGAAUUAAUGGAUUCUGCUUUGGAAGGGUCAUAUUCAAGAUAUGAAAUCAUUAGAUGCAUUCAUAUUGGCUUGUUGUGCGUCCAAGAAGAUCCAGAUGCUAGACCUUCUAUGGCAACAAUUGUUGUAAUGCUUAACAGCGACUCUGUUACUCUAUCAAUUCCUCAACAACCUGCAUUCUUUGCUUGUAGUGGAACAAAGUCAAAAAGAAGACAAGGCUUAGAAUCGGAUCAAUCUACAAGCAAGUCAAUAUCAUGGUCUGUGAAUGAAACAUCAAUUACUGAAUUAUAUCCCAGAUAAUGUGAAGUCUAGGCCAUAUGAAGAUUCAAUAAUAACUCUAUAUUGUGAAAGAAAUAGUGUUUGAUAAUUCAUUCCCUUCAAGUAUGUCAUUUAUGUGUAGCAUGUAAUAGUGUGUUUGAUAAUGCAAUCAAGUUCAUUAUUCACAGUCAAAUAUAUUUAAUUUUUGUGAUUUUAAUUACAAUGGUUAC